AUGAGCCCACUGGGGAACGAAUUCUGCCCCUGUAUGGGCCUUUCGCACGCAGUGUUUUUUCAAUGCAUAGACUGUGGCCAGAUAAUAUGUGAAGCGUUUGAUCCACUUGUACGAAAGUGUCCCAUUUGCAAUGCAUCCUUAAAAUACCCUAUUGAAAUCGAAUCGCUUUUAUCUGCCAGGAAAACUAGAGCCAUGCAAUCUUUAAAGCCUGAAAAACGUCAAAGCGCUGACCUGUGUAAUAUUGCCUUUAAAGAUUGCAAUGAUGAAAAAUGCUUAAAAGAAUGGCACAUGCCGAAACAGUUUGAUAGCAAAGCCCAAGCUCAGGCGAUUAAAGAAGAUGGCGCAACCCUGAAGCCAUUUAGGAAUAGAAAGGCCACGAUAACACGUGUCGGAAAAUUUUAG
Mitosporidium daphniae is the source of this 402-nucleotide messenger RNA. RefSeq lists its product as uncharacterized. The transcript has a single exon. Gene Ontology annotation, cellular component: nucleus. NCBI's taxonomy places the organism in Eukaryota, Fungi, Microsporidia. The record is from RefSeq and is a predicted model, not a curated record. Gene Ontology annotation, biological process: regulation of DNA-templated transcription. Gene Ontology annotation, molecular function: zinc ion binding. The coding region runs from base 1 to 402 and encodes 133 amino acids.